AUGCCAAACCAGCGGCCCGUCUCUCCGGUCGCUCUCGAGCCAUGUUGCCCUCCACCUGAAUCGGACCACGAUCUACAUGGCUUACUAGGCUCUGAUGAUGAGCUUGAUGAUGUGUCUCGGGCUGCGAAGUAUCAGCGAAUCGAAAGGCUGGCAGAGGCAUAUCUCCAGGGCCGACCUAUGUUCAUUUCCUCUGCGGCGCUGCGUGGCCCGUUUGAUGAGGGAUGGAAGAAUCCGUGGAGAAAGAAAAGGAAAGUUACUACGAAGUCCGAUACGAAGCUGAGCGUUGCGGAGUCUGGAGGGCGAGAUAAGACGCACGGGACGACUGUCAGAAAGACCGACGUACGGAAGAAGAGAUAUAAGACCGAUUUGGAAGUCCAUUCUCGUCCUCAUACUGUCUCGGCUUCUCCGUUCGUGCAAGAGCUUGCCCCCGCGUUCAAUAUUGAAAAUCGAGCUUCUCCUUCACCUUACAGGUCUGGCCAGAAGAGACCAUCCGGUAUUGCUCGCGCGGAGGAAAUCAGUCGAGUUUCACCCCAGCUACCUAAGAGGCUAAAAGAAGAACCCCAGUCGACGGAUAAUCCUACUCUCGCUGAACAAAGCUCGGCAGACUGGUUGAAGAAGGGCCGAAGACGGAUGAAACUCAAGUCGUUUGAACCGCCUAGUUCCCCAACACCGAAGAGUGGGCAUAGAUCGGAGAUUGGGUCUCGUGGCAGUGCAUCGCGCUCUGUGGCUCCAAAGUCACCUAGUUCAUCAGACCUAGCUACCGCACAGAAGGCCACGCUUUCUGCACGGCUGCGUACAAAUAUUGCUGCCAACGUCUCUCCUCAUGCGACUCGAUCGCCUGCGCAGGCUCCGCAGCAAAGCCCAAACACUAUUGCUGCUGUUCCAUCGCCUUGUGAAACUGCUUCUGAAAAUUGUGCAAAAGGGAGUUCGCUCCGAGUCAUAUCUUCCACUUCUCAGCUGGCGCGCUUUGAGUAUCGGUUGCGUGUACCUGUCUCGAGCCCGCAGUCCGAACCCAACUCAACGGCUGAAGAAUUUAUUGCUGCAAAUCCGUCUACUCAAGCUGAUGAGAAGAUCGAUGCUGAUGCACCGGAGCCUGUUCAUCAACUACGGCCCAAGGAACCUCCGAACACCGGCCAUGGAACAGACCAACCAGUACAAUUGUCAAAAAGCCUCCGGUUUGUCAAUGAUACCGACGGAGCGACCUCCACAAGUACAUAUAUCCCAACUGCAACGGAGCAAAAUACCUACGACGAGCUCCCAUCUGCUCAACAAGUACCAGUUCUACCAGGCGUUUCAGACCGGGUGCCAUCUCUUUACUCGACAAUAAUGUCCAAGGAGAAUGCAAAUAUUCACAAAGACACUAGUCCGGAUACACAAUUAUCUACACAGGCUGCUUUCUUACAUGCACAAAAAUCCUUCCAGGAUGAUUUGGAAAGCCCCGCUCACGGAUACGGCAUUACACCAGCUCAGCCGCGGGCGAUGACAAAUGCGGGUGAUGAGUCCCUCCUGGCACAGGAGACACCACUUUACCGACCCGGUACUUUAGAGAGAGCAUUGCCCCAUGGCCUCAAACUGUCUGAGACCAAACACUCCGACAAGAGCAAGAUUCAGGCGAUGAGCACACAAUGCAUGAUCGACGCUGCUACGCCAUUCACCUUCAGUACGGAGAAGAAAAUACGAUCGUUUCGCUCGCUUUCGCCGCCGAAGACUAGCCCUAGCAAGACACGACCCAUUCAUAUGGCGGAAACCAUUUCUCCCCUCGCAUCCUCUCCGGUCUCCGUUUUUGACCCAGAUUCCUUCGCAGCUCAGCCUGAACCUAAAAGUCCGCAUUCUCCAUCUCCCUAUGCUCCACCCGAGAACACUAUUGCCUACCCAUACACCACAGACGCCACCUUACUUCCAUUAGACUUGGGUGGAUCAACGCCGACCACGCAGGAUGGACAAGGAGGACUCCACACGACAGACAGUUUCAAUCUCAACCAGGCCAUCGCCGAUGCUGGCAGUUGGCUACGGCAAAGCUUUAAAUGA
Molecule: messenger RNA, 2028 nt
Organism: Penicillium odoratum
Lineage: Eukaryota; Fungi; Ascomycota; Eurotiomycetes; Eurotiales; Aspergillaceae
Exons: 1
Coding region: 1-2028 (675 amino acids)
Source: RefSeq, a predicted model, not a curated record